Manacus vitellinus (golden-collared manakin) is the source of this 2529-nucleotide messenger RNA. It is a transcript of the gene ANXA4, whose product is annotated as annexin A4. Gene Ontology annotation, cellular component: cytoplasm. Gene Ontology annotation, molecular function: calcium ion binding; calcium-dependent phospholipid binding. The coding region runs from base 111 to 1064 and encodes 317 amino acids. The transcript has 12 exons. The record is from RefSeq and is a predicted model, not a curated record. NCBI's taxonomy places the organism in Eukaryota, Metazoa, Chordata, Aves, Passeriformes, Pipridae.
GUGUAUUCUAUUAAUUAUUUGCUGGAAAACUAACACUCCCUGUGGUUUUUAUUGCAGCUGUCUGAGUGCCUGGGACACAGACAAUACCAGAUUGACCAGACCCCAGCACGAUGGCAACAAUCAAGGGAGUCUCGAGCUUCAGUGCUGAGCAAGAGGCACAGGCACUAAGGAAGGCCAUGAAGGGGCUUGGCACAGAUGAAGAUGCCAUCAUUGAGACCUUGACCAAACUGAACGUUUCCCAACGCCAGCAAGUUCUGAUCACCUAUAAAAGCACUAUUGGCAGGGAUUUGAUUGAUGACUUGAAGUCUGAGUUGAGUGGGAAUUUUGAAAAGGUGAUUGUUGGUUUGAUGACUCCAACCACCUUGUACGACGUGCAUGAGCUGAGGAGGGCUCUAAAGGGAGCAGGAACAGAUGAAGGCUGCCUGAUUGAAAUCCUGGCCUCUCGCAGCAACGGGGAGAUUCGGCACAUCGUGGAGAGCUACAAACUGCUGGAUGGUUGCUCAUCUCAAAAGCAAGAACAAAUCACACCUAAGCCAUGUUUUGCUGUAUUUCUUUUCCUCCUUGUCUUUCCCCAGGGUAACAGAGAUGAGGGAACAUUUGUGGAUGAGGCCCUUGCUCAACAGGAUGCUCAGAGCCUGUAUGAAGCUGGGGAGAAGAGAUGGGGAACAGAUGAGGUGCAGUUCAUGUCCAUCCUCUGCACACGGAACAGGUGCCACCUGCUGAGAGUUUUUGAUGUGUACAGAGGGAUUGCUAAUAAGGACAUCACAGAGAGCAUCAAAUCCGAGAUGUCAGGAGACCUCGAGGAUGCUUUGUUAGCUGUGGUGAAGUGCGUGCGGAAUAAACCUGCGUAUUUUGCUGAAAGAUUGUACAAAUCCAUGAAGGGCCUGGGCACAGAUGACAGCACCCUGAUCCGGGUGAUGGUGUCCCGCUCCGAGGUGGACAUGCUCCACAUCCGCAGGGAGUUCCUGGCCAUGUACGGGAAAUCCCUCCACUCCUUCAUCAAGGGAGAUUGCUCAGGAGACUACAGGAAAGUUCUGCUCAGACUCUGUGGUGGGGAGGAUUAAAGGAGGCCUAGGGGACUGUCUGGGUGAUGGGAAGCAGCUGAUCAUAGAAUUGUUUAGGUUGGCAAAGAUCUUUAAGGUCAUCCAGCCCAAUAAUUAUUUCUUUCAUGUAAUUUUUUUCCCAAAUAUCUUAUCAAUUGCUCUGAUUUUUGCCUUAGGUUAGUUCAUGCUCUGGUUGAUAAUGGCCAUUCUGGUUGACCAUGGCCAAUCUGCUUUUAUGCUUGGCACACCCAUUUGCCUACUCAUUGGGCUGGUAAAGCCCAGCUUAAACAGAAUGCUGUAACCAAAGAUAUAAAAGUUAAAUUGUUUCCUGACCAGAUGCCCCUUUGCUGUUGUGUUCACCAGCAACACUUGUAACUGAAGCAAACCUGGAUGCAGAGUGUGAGAGGCUGCCCAGGGAAAAUCUAACCCAUCAGUACCUGGAGUGCAGAACACGGGCUUGCUUCAGUUUUUCGAGAUAAUUAGGACACAAAGAACCCAAAUAUCUAAAAUACAAGCAUGUUUACAUCUUAACUGGCCCUCUGUUAGUGUGGAGCAUUAACAGCCUGGCUGCAGGGUAUGUAUAUGUUGCCAAGAGAUCUGUUCAUGGGGAAGAUGUCACUGGUGACAUCAGAAAAGCCUCUUGCUGCCCUGGUUAGAGCAGCCCCGUGUUCUUGGUCUGCCUUCUUCACUCAUGGGAGUAUAAAUAAUAAUGGUUAUGUUACAAACCCUCCUCUGGAUAAAGUGAUACCAUUGGAAUGGUGCCUUUUAGGGAAUGACCUGUCCCCAAAAUCCCACCUCAUGGCCUGGUGCUGGGGCAGCUCCUCAGACCUCCCUGGGGCAGCUCUGUCCAAAUCUCCCUGAGGCUGCUCCCCAGAUGUCCCAGGGGCAGCUCCCCAGUGUCCCUGGGACAUCCCCCCAGACUCCCCCACGUGCCAGCCCCAUGUCACAGGAUCAUGGAGGUGUUUGUGCCUGGGUCUCUCCUGGGUUUCCACACCAACCUCUGACAAAGCUAUUUUCCCCAGACCCUCCACACCUGCCUGUUCACCUGAGCUCUGUUUUACUACAAAGAUGGGGUCUUUCUUUGGCUUAGCAACUUAUUUUUUUCUGCUGGUGAAUAAUCCUGUUCUGAAGGAUCAGACUGAGGCUGGAAUGUCACAGCUGAAACACUGAGGUGGCUGCACCCAAUUCCAUCACUCAUUUCUGAAAUAGGCUGCUGCUGGCUGGAAUAGGAGAUGCCUCUGUGGCCUUCAAUAAAAUAAUUUUCUUUCUCACUCCUUGGGCUGCCAGUGGAGACACAUUCCUGACUUUUGCUGGGAGAGGAGGCAGAGCUUUAUCCAGUUCUCCCAAGGCCUCUGCUCAGGACAGGGAAAGGUCUGUGCCCAGCACAGGGGCUGCCAGAGCUGCUCGGGCAGGGGGUGGGUUCCAGUGCCUUGUGUCAGGUUGCUGAGCUUUGAAAAACGAAUAAAGAAUUUGUUUCUGUACUUCC